CAAUUCGAGAUCUGACAUUUCGGGAAGGACGAUGUCAAAGGUGCCACCAGUUCCACCGGUUGUUUUCCCCGGCGGUUCUCCGGCGGGACCAAAUUUCCAACAACGCCGAGCUCCGACAGCUCCUUACCAACAACCACGUCCUUCCUCCGCUUCAUCCUCAAUCCCAUUCAUGUCGUUUGACGCCGCAUCCGCCGCCGCGUCAAUGCCUGCUGGACCAUUCGGCGGGACGAUCGCUUCUUCUUCGUCUUUUGGUGGCGGCUCUGCUUCGUUUGAAGAUGAGGAGCCUUUACUCGACGAGCUCGGUAUUCAUCCAGAUCAAAUCUGGAGGAAGACUAGAUCGAUUCUUAAUCCCUUUCGGAUUAAUCAGACUGUUCACAAGGAUUCAGAUCUCUCUGGUCCGAUCUUCUUGUACCUUGCGCUUUGCCUAUUUCAAUUGCUCGGUGGGAAGAUUCAGUUUGGUGUUAUACUUGGCUGGGUCGUUGUUUCCUCUAUCUUCUUGUACAUUGUCUUCAAUAUGCUUGCUGGUCGAAAUGGGAAUCUGAAUCUUCAUACUUGUACGAGCUUAGUUGGUUACUCUCUGCUUCCCGUUGUGAUUUUGUCGGCGGUGUCAUUGUUCGUGCCACAAGGUGCAGGUCCGGUUCGGUUUGUGCUCGCGGCGGCGUUUGUUAUGUGGGCUACUAGAGCUUGCUCUAAUCUGGUGGUCUCUCUUGCUGACGGUGGAGAAGAGCACCGUGGUUUGAUUUCGUACGCAUGUUUCUUGAUCUAUACUCUGUUUUCACUUCUCGUUAUCUUUUGAUUCCUUGCCUUCGAAAUAUUGAUAGAUUGUUCAUCUCUCCGGUGCCACUACUGAGUAGCUUAAUGUUGAAAUCUUAAAAGUGUUUGUGGUGAAAUAGAGCUGAUACAUUGUAAAGGUUCUUUUUGAUAACUUUAGAGGAAGUUACUGUCGAUGUGGUUUAAGUCAUAUGAUUCGAUGCUCUUCUUAUAUCUCUUUUAUGCUCUAUUCAUCAUCCUUUUGUAGUUCUCUAUGAAA
Capsella rubella is the source of this 1030-nucleotide messenger RNA. Its product is annotated as protein YIPF5 homolog. NCBI's taxonomy places the organism in Eukaryota, Viridiplantae, Streptophyta, Magnoliopsida, Brassicales, Brassicaceae. Bases 32 to 796 code for a protein of 254 amino acids. The record is from RefSeq and is a predicted model, not a curated record. Gene Ontology annotation, cellular component: trans-Golgi network; membrane. Gene Ontology annotation, biological process: endoplasmic reticulum to Golgi vesicle-mediated transport; vesicle fusion with Golgi apparatus. The transcript has a single exon.